This is a messenger RNA of Periophthalmus magnuspinnatus, 1409 nucleotides long. RefSeq names its product beta-2-glycoprotein 1-like. The record is from RefSeq and is a predicted model, not a curated record. Gene Ontology annotation, biological process: negative regulation of complement activation, classical pathway. The transcript is spliced from 8 exons. The coding region runs from base 193 to 1245 and encodes 350 amino acids. NCBI's taxonomy places the organism in Eukaryota, Metazoa, Chordata, Actinopteri, Gobiiformes, Gobiidae.
ACAGCUGAAAUAUUUUGCAAUACUGCAGCACUGGGGCAAAGUUAUUUUCAUCAAACUUUACAAUUUCUCUGAAAGUAACCGGAAACAAGAGAGAGAGAAAGACACAGAAACAGGAAUUAGCUGGACAUUUUCAUUUUGCGCAAAAAAGGAACUUGUUAUCAGAAGGAAAAGAAAGUCUACGCAGAUCCUACAAUGAAGCUCACUCUUUGGCUACUGCUGUGUUCAUUUUUGUUUUGGAUCAACAUUGCAAGAGCAGACAAUGUUUGUCCCAGACCUGAACUUGGGGACAACAUCAAGGCGGAGGGGUUACAGCGAUUCUACAACCCCGGUGAGCAGCUGGUGCUUUCCUGUGUACUGGGAUAUAAGCCCUCCUACGGCCUUCGCUACAUCGUCUGCAUGAACACCGGAAUAUGGUCAGCAACUAGAUUUAGGUGUGAACCUGUGCAGUGCCCACACCCUGAUCCUCCAGUGAAUGGACAAUUGCACUAUGAAGACACACUAUACGAGAACACCGUCAACUACACUUGUAACGAUGGGUUCAACUUGGUAGGUGCCAGAAGUGCUUCAUGCCUUAUUGACGGGAGAUGGAGCGCAGAACAACCACUAUGUGAACCGGUUUCCUGUGAUCCUGCUCCAAUCCCAAAGUUUGGCCUAAUCGUUUAUGAUAAGAUUAUCAAAAGACACCAAAACAUCCAGUUUGGCACCACUGGAACCUACAAGUGUCUGCCUCCAUUUGCACUGUUUGGGAAAGAGAAAGCAGAGUGCACCGCCAGUGGCCAGUGGACCGAGACACCCCAAUGUCGAGAGGUGAACUGCCCUCCACCAGAGAACAUUGAGCAUGGCUACAUGUCAAUCAGCCAAAAGAGAGACUUUGAUUACACUGAGAUGAUCAAAUAUGGAUGUGAUGGUGACUAUGUACUCGAUGGACCGCAGGAUAUUGUCUGUGAGAAGACCGGGGAAUGGUCUGAAAAGCCAUCAUGCAAAGCUCCGUGCAGCGUUGAGAUUAGAAGAGGAAGAAUCAUGUACAAAGAGAACAAAAUUUGGAUUGAAAAUUUCGAACCCAAGCAAAUUUUACAUGGAGAAAUUUUGUCCGUUUACUGCCUGGAUGAAGACAAAAAGUGUGGAUAUGCAACUCCAGCUCAAUGUGAUGAUGGAAACCUUCAGCUUCCUACCUGCUUUCAGGAGCCCAAUGUAUUGACGUAUCUUGUAAAAUCAAGUCUUCCAUCAGAAAUUCAACAGUGUUAAAGUCAUGUGAGCUGGCCGGAGAAUAUCAUCUGCCCUUUUUGUUCAUUUUUGUCCAUUUCAGAAAAAUGUGCUUAUUCUUCAUUUCUGUGAAUUACUACUUCUCUUUUUUCUUUAAACUUAUUGUUUACUGCAAGAUUUACAUAAUUAAAUGGACAUGCAUAUUG